Phytophthora nicotianae INRA-310 is the source of this 225-nucleotide messenger RNA. RefSeq lists its product as hypothetical. The record is from RefSeq and is a predicted model, not a curated record. Lineage: Eukaryota; Oomycota; Peronosporomycetes; Peronosporales; Peronosporaceae. The transcript is spliced from 3 exons. The coding region runs from base 1 to 225 and encodes 74 amino acids.
AUGGAUGAGUCGGAUUCGAGUGUGACAUCUGUAGGCCAAGGCAUGAACGCGAAAGUACGUGAGUUCACUAAGGCGCUUGAAGUACAUGUGAAAUGCGUCAAGAGUCCCAACAAGAGCAAGGGCAAACGGAACGACAUGGUUCUUGAAGUCCUUCGCCGUAGCCACAAGGAAAACACCUCGUUUGUUCAUUUCACCUUUCAGGUGCGCUCCGUCGUACCCAGUUAG